This is a messenger RNA of Boeremia exigua, 948 nucleotides long. RefSeq lists its product as uncharacterized. Gene Ontology annotation, biological process: secondary metabolic process. The record is from RefSeq and is a predicted model, not a curated record. NCBI's taxonomy places the organism in Eukaryota, Fungi, Ascomycota, Dothideomycetes, Pleosporales, Didymellaceae. The transcript is spliced from 2 exons. Bases 1 to 948 code for a protein of 315 amino acids. Gene Ontology annotation, molecular function: carboxy-lyase activity; hydrolase activity. Gene Ontology annotation, cellular component: cytoplasm; cytosol.
AUGGGUAGAAUUGAUGUCCAUCAUCACAUGCUACCGACAGAAUAUGUGCAAAAGUGGAAAGACGCGUCUGGAAUUCCGAAAGGCCUCACGCUCCCACCAUGGAGCAUUGAUUUGGACCUAAAGUUCAUGGACCGUAACGAUAUUGAUACAUCAGUCCUAUCUCUUAGUGCUCCAGGCCUCGCAUUCGUCAAUUCGGCUGACGAAGCUUCAAAACUGUGCCGGUCGGUUAAUGAGUAUGCAGCGGAGUUAGUGGCCCACCAUCCACUUCGAUACGGAUUCUUUGCAUCCCUUCCACCCCUUCAACAGCUCGACGCUUGCCUGGAGGAAGUCCGCUACUCUUUCGACGUGCUGAAGGCAGACGGGAUCACUCUUUUGUCGAGCUAUGAUGACAAAUACCUGGGCCAUGAAGACUUCCAGCCCCUUUGGCAAGAGUUGCAUCGUCGUGCCGCAGUAGUCUUCAUACAUCCAACUUUUGCGAAAACCUGGGGAGCUCCGUCCGACCUCACCAUUCCUCGACCUGUAAUCGAUUUUCCCCACGAGACAACACGGACUGCAGUCAAUCUCAUUACUUCGAACACCAUCCGCGACUUUGCAAAUUGCAAGAUCAUUCUUUCUCAUGGUGGCGGCACUUUACCAUACGUGGCGACGAGAAUUGCACACCAAACAGCCGACCUUGGCUUGAAGGACAAAUCGGCCAACGAGUUCAUAAAGGAAGCCAAGUCAUUCUAUUUUGAUCUUGCCUUGACUGGAUUCGAGGGUCCCGUCGAGCUUCUGCGUGACUUUGCGGAUGCAGAUCACAUUUUGUACGGAAGUGACUUUCCAUUUGCUCGGGAAGGAACGGUCGUCCCCCAGAUUUCAAACAUCAACGCCGCGCCUAUGCAAGCAUACGAGCGACACUCAAUCGAGUCUGGAGCAGCAAUGAAGCUAUUUCCGCGUUUCCAUAGAUAG